Lolium perenne is the source of this 1127-nucleotide messenger RNA. Lineage: Eukaryota; Viridiplantae; Streptophyta; Magnoliopsida; Poales; Poaceae. The record is from RefSeq and is a predicted model, not a curated record.
AUGGCGGGCGGCGAGAUCGGGCUCGAAUCGGCGGCGCUGGUGGCUAACCGAUCAGGAAAGGGAGAGGGAUGGGGAGAGGCGGCUCGUUCCGCGGAGAAAGGGCAGGGCAAUGUGCAGAAUCUGACCCUGGACGUCGUGCUGGUUGCCGAUUCCGACAUCUCUGUGCGCUCUGCCUCGCUCCGGUGCCUGAGGUUCUGUGUCCUCAACACCCGCCGGCUCGACAUCACCGCUCCUAAGCUCGAAAUUCUAGGCGCAUCCAACGUCGCCGACGCCCACAUUGCUGCGCCGAACCUAGUCGAGGUUGACUUCAGCAACAUUCUAGGCCAGGUUGUUGUGGCGGAUGCCGGGCGCCAUCUCCGGCUGCUAGAUGUCACAUGGUGCUCCACGAUGGUGGCCUCGUCGCUGAUGAGGCGUUUUGACUCGGUCAUCAAUUUGCGACUUCGAAACCCCAAUGACGACGACUACAGGACAUUCUUGGACUGCACCAAGAUUCUUCCCAAGUGUGAGAUCUUGAGUGUAUCAUCCACGGUGGUUCGUAACCAUGCCUUUGAACCAAGCUUGCUGCAUCUCCUGAGGAGAGCGAACGGUAUAAGGAGGCUGAUUCUAUUUUUCUUAUAUCCCUCGAUGAAUCCUCGUUGCUCUUUGGAUUGUCCAUGUCGCUUACCAGAGAGUCCCACCAGUAAUAAAAUCAUCCUGGAUUCACUUGAAGACAUACAGAUACUUACGGCCGGAGGAUCAGCAGAUAGAGCCGAUAAAUUUGUGGAGUUGCUGAACCAGCUGCUAUCAACUAUAUGGAGCACAACAAAACUAACCAAGCUUAAAAGUGUGGAAAUGAAUUUGUGGUUUCAUGGCUCUCCCCUAAGUGACGACCUAUGCAAGAAGAUCUGUGGGAUGUGUCCUCCCAAUAUCAGAAUAAAAUCAAAUGUGUUUCCCGAGGGCUUCAUGCAGCAUUAGAAACUAUUCCUGUAGGAGCCCUAUGCAUGUGAGCUUGGACAAUGUUCGGAACAUAAUUCAUGUGUAGGUUAUUGAGAGAGUCGUGGCAUGUCAUAGAUUUAUGUUUUUGGUCGGUUAAUGGUUUUUUUCUUUAAAUAGUUCGAAUGCGUAUUGUUUGUCUUAUAUAUUUUGCA